Messenger RNA from Vigna umbellata (rice bean), 1017 nucleotides. Its product is annotated as putative pectinesterase 52. Gene Ontology annotation, molecular function: pectinesterase activity. The record is from RefSeq and is a predicted model, not a curated record. NCBI's taxonomy places the organism in Eukaryota, Viridiplantae, Streptophyta, Magnoliopsida, Fabales, Fabaceae. Gene Ontology annotation, biological process: pectin catabolic process; cell wall modification.
AUGGAGUUAUUUACUAGAGAGAUUAUUCUUUCCAUUGCUGUCAUUGUUGUUUCUUCUUCGGAGAUUAGUAGAGCAGUGGAUUGUGGUGGCCCGCAAAUUUCAAGCACAAUCGUAGUUGGUAGCAGCUCAUCAAAUUUCACAUCAAUUCAAGAUGCCAUUGAUUCAAUACCGACAAAAAACUCCAAAUGGGUAAAAGUUCAGAUAAAUGCUGGCACAUAUAAAGAGAGGGUUACCAUCCCAGUGGAUAAGCCAUGCAUCUAUAUGCAGGGCCAAGGGGCAGAUGUUACCACCGUUACGAACGAUGACCACUCGGCAACAAAUACUAGUGCCACAUUCACUUCCAUUUCAAACAAUGUUGUUGCAUCAGAUAUUACUUUUCAGAACUCGUACGGUUUGGAAAUGUUAGAAAAUAUGCUAAUACAUAAGAUCAGUUUUGGAAUAAGGAUUCCAUCGUUGGCUGCAAGAAUAGCCGGAGACAAAAGUGCCUUUUAUAAUUGUAGUUUUGUUGGUUUUCAAGACACUGUUUGGGAUGAAUUAGGUCGUCAUUAUUUCAAAAAUUGCAUGAUUGAAGGUGCUGUGGACUUCGUAUUUGGUGAUGGACAAUCCUACUACCAGGAUUGUGUGGUGAAUUCGACUUCCUUGGGUUCCAUAACAGCACAAGCACGCAAUAAAAGUAGUGACCCAUCUGGUUUUGUGUUUGAAGGAGGUUCUGUGAUAGGUAACAGUAAUGGAGACUCUUUAUUAGGAAGAGGUUAUGGUCAUUGCUCUAGGGUUGUAUUUUAUAAAAUGAACCUUAGUGGUGUCAUCCGGCCUGUAGGAUGGGAUGCUUGGAAGUCCAAAGAUGACGUGAGUUGUCUUUUCUUCUCUGAGAUUCAAUGUACAGGACCAGGUUCUGAUACUUCUCAACGUGUUCCUUGGGAAAAGAAUUUGACAGACACAGAUUUUAACAACAAAUUUUCAAUUCCAGUGUUCAUCAAUCAAGAUGACUGGCUCUCACAAUUACCAAUAGGGAAAUAG